Messenger RNA from Magnolia sinica, 2424 nucleotides. RefSeq names its product receptor-like protein EIX1. The transcript has a single exon. Gene Ontology annotation, molecular function: protein binding. NCBI's taxonomy places the organism in Eukaryota, Viridiplantae, Streptophyta, Magnoliopsida, Magnoliales, Magnoliaceae. Bases 1 to 2424 code for a protein of 807 amino acids. The record is from RefSeq and is a predicted model, not a curated record.
AUGGAUAGAUCAGUUCAUCUUUUUAUUCUUUUGCUAUGGUUUCUAUGCUCUGAAACCAUCCAAUUCUGUUCUUGCAAUGGAGAUUCGAGGGCAGUUUGCAUAGAAAGAGAGAGGCAAGCCCUUCUAAAGUUCAAAGAAGGUCUUACAGAUCCCAUGAAAUUGCUAUCUUCAUGGGUGGGCCAUGAUUGCAGCAGAUGGAGAGGAGUCGUCUGCAACAACAGAACAGGGCAUGUCGUCAAGCUUGACCUCCGAAACCCACGUCCAUUCAACAUCUACUAUUACGACAGGUGGACUUUGGGCGGUGAGAUACUUCCUUCUUUACUCGAGUUGAGGCAUUUGAACUACCUAGACCUGAGCAUGAACGAUUUCAAAGGGAUCGGCAUCCCAGACUGGAUAGGUUCGUUCAAGAAACUGAAAUAUCUUAACCUCUCCAGAUCAGGUUUUGGUGGAGCAAUCCCUCAUCAGCUUGGUAAUUUGUCGAGCUUGCGUUUUCUUGAUCUCAAUAACGACCUCAGUGUGUAUUCGCAUUAUCUUGAUCUUCCUGAAUUGGAUGCCAACAAUCUUCAAUGGCUCUCGCCUCUUUCUUCCCUGCUAUUCCUUGACAUGGGACUAGUGAAGCUUCGUAUGGCAACUGAUUGGCUACAAGUAACCAAUACUCUUCCUUUGUUGGAAGAGUUACGGUUAGCCAAUUGCCAACUUCCCAACGUUCCUGCUUCCCUUCCACAUGUUAAUUUCACUCGUCUUUCCGUUCUCGAUCUUUCUUCCAACUCCAUCGGCUCAAAGAUGCCUGCUUGGUUGUUUAAUUUGAGCAGUCUUCUUUUUCUUGAUCUUUCUAGCAACUCGCUUCAGGGCCCUCUUCCAAAUUUUCUUGGAGGAUCUCUGUCCUUGAGAGAAUUGCGUCUCAGUAAUAACAUGUUUAAUGGAAGUCUUCCAGAAAAUAUUGGUGAUAGGAUGCCUGAAUUGAAUUUCCUGUCUCUUUCUCAGAAUCAAAUCGAAGGUGGAAUCCCUCUCUCUGUGUGUAAAAUGAAAUAUUUAGUAGUUCUUGAUCUGUCACAAAAUCAGUUAUCAUCACGAAUCCCUAGCUGUUGGCAGGAUUCGAUGAUAAUAAUGGUAAUGGAUUUAGGAAACAAUAAUCUAUCCGGUGAAAUUCCUGGCUCAAUGGGUUCUUUACUUUUUCUCAAGUCAUUGCACUUGAGAAACAAUAACCUUUCUGGAGCAGUUCCUUCAUCUUUGAAGAAUUGCACCAGUUUGGUUUCACUUGAUCUUAGUGGCAAUCAAUUCACUGGAAACAUUCCUGUUUGGAUUGGAGAAAGCCUAACUUCUUUGAGGUUUCUAAUGCUUCGGUCGAACAUGUUUUAUGGAGACAUUCCCCCCCAGUUAUCACUUCUGAGUGCUCUUCAGCUCUUGGAUCUCGCACAGAAUAAUCUAUCAGGAACCAUUCCCAGUAGUUUCGGCAACCUGAGUACAAUGGCUGUUGAAAAGAGAAAGGUCGGACCUGUUUUGUAUGACCUUUCUGGCACUAUUGCGAAGAUAACAAAGAAAAACAGAAGCGCAGUUGUGGUACCAAUGAUUUAUUUGGACAGCUAUCAAGAGAAUAUGAUGAUUGUUACAAAAAGAAAUGAAUUAGAAUUUGGUAGAGUUAUUGCAGAGGUAAUCGGCUUGGAUCUUUCAAACAACAAUCUAUCUGGUGAGAUUCCUGAAGAACUUACGGGUCUUUCUGGAUUGGGCUUCUUGAAUUUAUCGGGAAAUCAUUUGAUGGGAAUGAUACCAUGGAGUAUCGGCAGAUUGAAGGUACUAGAAUCCCUGGAUCUGUCAAGAAAUCAUCUCUCUGGUGUGAUUCCUCCAAGCAUGGCUGAUUUAACCGUCCUAAGUAGGUUGAAUCUGUCAUACAACAACUUGACGGGAAUGAUACCAGGGAGUAUCAGCAGAUUGCAGGAACUAAAAUUCCUGGAUCUGUCAAGAAAUCAGCUAUCUGGUGUGAUUCCUCCAAGCAUGGCUGAUUUAAGAGUCCUAAGUUGGUUGAAUCUGUCAUACAACAACUUGUCAGGGCCUAUUCCAUUCGAAGGACAAUUUUUAAACUUUGAUAACGCAUCAUUCAUUGGCAAUUACGAUCUCUAUUGUCCUUCACCUUUAAAUCCCUGCCCCGAUGAUAGACAACAUCAAUAUCUGAAGGUUGGUAGCAAGGAUAGAGAAGAAGAAAGAGCCGAUGCUAGUGAAAUAAUAUUGUUUUGUACAAGCAUAGAACUAGGAUUUGUGGUUGGGUUUUGGGGAUUCUGUGGCGUUUUAAUUUUCAAGAAGCCUUGGAGGAUUGCCUAUUAUGGAUUCAUGGACGACAUGAAAGAAAGGUUCCUAUCUACAGUGGAAAAAAAGAUAGCGAGAUUGCAAAGAAGGAUAUCCAGACAAAAACAAGGAGGCCAAGGGUGA